GGCCUAGCGUCAUCUCUAAAAUCAGCCUGCGAGGGAACUGUAUCACUACGCCUUCCCUCUCUGCCCCGAUGAGUCUGUGGGAGGAUAAGCGGCUGGGGCUCUAUAGCAGGGCGUACGUGUUUGGCGACCCGGUAUCUCCCCCGGUGCUUAGAACAGGGCUCGGCACAUGGCUCCUCGUGCUGGCCUUGCUGCCGGGGCUGCCGCCGACCGGGGCCCAGUGCCGCCCCGCCGCCGCCGCCGCCUGCUCGGCCCACCAGUGGGUCCCGGGGUCGGGCCGGGCCGGGCAGGGGCUGGACGUGACGACGCUGAGCCGCUCCCGGCGCCUUCCCGCUGCCGUGGCCGAGUGGCGGCUGCACGGCGCCUGCGCGCGGGGAGAGGUGGCGAGCCGCGUGGCCUGGACCGUCAGGCAGGUGGCCGAGGCGGUGGCGGGAGCGGAGCUGGACAACGACUGGGCGGCGGAGCUGGGGAGCCGCCGCGCCACCGGUCCUCUGGGCGCCGGGGCCGGCCUCCGCUCCGCCGCCGCCGAGUUCGCCGCCGGCCGGGCCCGGGAGGACUCCUACGGCUUCGUCCUGCACGAGAUCGUCUGUCCCGUGUACAGGAGGGUGCCCGGGUCUCCGGUGGAGGCCCUGGAGGCCGCGAGGCCGGUGGGCGCCCGGGUGUCCGGGUGCGCCCGGGGUCGGGGAGCGGGGGCCGGCCAGCUCCACGAGUCCUCCGGUCCGCUCUUCCUUCUCAGCUUCCACCUGGAGCGCGGCGCAGGGCCGUCCCCGGCUCUGUCCCAGGCGCUCUCCUCGCUCCCCCCGCAGUACAACCUCACCAGCCGGGGCGGCUACCGAUCCCUGAUCCAGACGUUCGGGACCCACUACGCCACGUCCGUGCGGCUGGGCGGCCGCGUGCGGCUCGUCACGGCCCUGCGCCUCUGCCUGGCCACGUUGGACGGGGUCUCGCCCGAGGCCCUCCGCGCCUGCCUCUCCGAGGAGGCCCGGGAGGGCUGGCUGCAGGCCCAAGGCGCCGGCAACUCCUCGUGCCGGGCCUUGCCCCUCGGCGGGUUCCGGGGCCCCUUCUACGGGGCCUAUCACGAGAGCCACGAGGAGGCCGUCGGGGGCAGCCAGCGGGGCGUGGACGGGCUCCUCGUCCCCCCCGUGGCUAACGACACGGACUUCGCCGCCUGGAUGAAGAGCCUGCACUCGGUGCCGGGCGUGAUCUCCUCCACCGUGGCCCCCCUGCACACCCUGCUGGACCCCCGGGACCCCCAACGGGAGGCCCUGCGGCUGGCCGUGACGGACUACGUGGCCGAAGAAUCACUGGACCCGGGGUGCCCCGGGGGCUGCCCGGGCGGGGGCGCGUGGAGCCCCCGGGAGCCCUGCGUCUGCCGCUGCCCGGGGACGGAGUCCACGGACGCCCGGUGCUGCUCCCGACGCCGGGGGACGGCCCGGCUGAGGGUGACCGUGGUCCGAGCCCACGGGCUGCGGGGGGACGUCUUCAGCGCCACCGACGCCUUUGUGCUGGUGGCCUUCGGCGACGAGGUGCGGCGCACGGCCACGUUCCUGGACCGCGACUCCCCGGCGUGGCACCACGCCUUCGACUUCGGCCACGUGACGCUCGGCCCCCGCGGCGCCCGGCUGAGGGUGGAGGUCUGGGAUCGGGACUUCUUCUCCGCCGACGACCUGCUGGGAAGCUGCAGCCACGAGCUGGACGCGGAGGGGAGCCACGAGGCCAGCUGUCCCCUGCCCCGGGGCCGGCUGGAGUACCGCUACUCGCUGGUUUGCGGCCCGCACCUGGGGGACCCGUGGUGCUCCGCCUACGUGGGCCGGGGGCGGUGUCUGCGCCCGGGAAUCCGGGACCUGGGAACCGGGAGCUCGGUGGACAGCAAAUAG
This is a messenger RNA of Ornithorhynchus anatinus (platypus), 1874 nucleotides long. RefSeq names its product perforin-1-like. Lineage: Eukaryota; Metazoa; Chordata; Mammalia; Monotremata; Ornithorhynchidae. The record is from RefSeq and is a predicted model, not a curated record. The transcript has 6 exons. Bases 69 to 1874 code for a protein of 601 amino acids.